Anopheles stephensi (Asian malaria mosquito) is the source of this 907-nucleotide messenger RNA. RefSeq names its product U7 snRNA-associated Sm-like protein LSm11 (gene Lsm11). The transcript has 2 exons. The record is from RefSeq and is a predicted model, not a curated record. NCBI's taxonomy places the organism in Eukaryota, Metazoa, Arthropoda, Insecta, Diptera, Culicidae. Bases 102 to 884 code for a protein of 260 amino acids. Gene Ontology annotation, biological process: mRNA 3'-end processing by stem-loop binding and cleavage. Gene Ontology annotation, molecular function: U7 snRNA binding. Gene Ontology annotation, cellular component: U7 snRNP.
AAACAUUUGACAGCUUGCUCGCAGUACGCCAGAAGAUCGUCUGCUUCUGCGUGCCGUUCAACAUUUUCCACCAAAAUCGUUGGUAAAACACCGUUAAAAUCAUGAAAGAUAGUGAUUCCGAUAGUACAAUGUCCGAAUCGGACAGUUCCUCUGAGCUAGACGUCGGCAGCCAGCGAUUCAAUCCACUGAAGGCACUGUACUCGACCAAACUGAAAGUUCCGGUUGCAACGGCCCGGCUGCACGACAAUGUGAGCAUGCUGGAAUCGAAACAAAACACGCUGGGCGGUUUUGCGGAACCGUACGAUGAGAAUCGUAUCAAGCAAAUCCGGGCCGCCACCAACGCGAACAAAGUUAAAGUUAUUCCUGCCGACCAGAAACCUCAGCGGAAAUUUCUUCCCGAGCAAGGUCCAAUAGCGUACGUACGACCGUUGCGACACACGAAAAACAUCUUCCAGAGGUUGGAGAAAGGACGCUUCGAAGGACCGUUGGCGUUGAUGCAGACGUGGCUGCAGGAACGCAGACGGGUGCGUGUGUACAUACGCAAACAGAACGGCAUACGGGGCCACGUUUCGGGUGUGAUUGAACUGUUCGACAAACACUGGAAUAUGGCCAUCAGCGAUGUGUGCGAAACGUACACCAGACGAAAGUAUCGGUACACCGAGAACAACCUGCAUCCGGACAGCAUCGUAGCGCCCACGGACUGUAGCGAACGGUUGCGGCGGUUAGGAAUAGUGCUGCCCGAGACGAAGGUGCGCUCGGAAGGGAAAAAGAAUGUGAUAAUAACCCGCAAACUACCUCAGCUUUUAAUAUCGGGUGUACAGGUGGUGCUCGUGACGCCCGAACCGACUGAUCCUACAGCAAGCACUUCGAAAGCGAUGAAAUAAAUUGCCGAAUCCUUUAUAUAUUU